This is a messenger RNA of Cuscuta europaea, 1149 nucleotides long. NCBI's taxonomy places the organism in Eukaryota, Viridiplantae, Streptophyta, Magnoliopsida, Solanales, Convolvulaceae. The record is from the annotation of a GenBank genome assembly.
AACACAUAAUAUCACCUCUUCUUCCUCUGACCUCAACCUCUUCAUAUCCAUGGCAGUCUUUAGCCGGCCCCUCUUCUUCUUCCUCCUCCUCACUCUCUUCUCCUCCUCCUCAUUCCAUCUGAUUCAGGCCGUGAGAGACGCCCAAUAUUUCUUCAACAAAAUCCCAAGCACCAAUGAUAAUGGCUACUACCUCCCCAAAACAGAGCAAAAGCAGCAGAUCAGUAAUUUCCCAGAACAAGAAGAAGAAGAACCGAAAUUUUCCACCGAGAAUGAAAAUAGCCAUGGUCUUUUCGGGCAGGCCACGACCGCCGCCGCUGAUCAACGACAACAACCCGACAAAAGAUACCUUCCCAAAAACUACAACCCUGUUUCAUACGUUACUGUCGCCGAAGACAGCCCUGUAUCCGACGCCGCCGGCGACGAAGAGGAGUCAGAGGCAGAGGACGUAGAUGAUUCUAGUUUCGUGAACGAAAAAGAAUUCAAACCAACCACCUCCUCCGCCGCCGCCGGCCUCGACGGAAAUAGAUACUACGACAAUAGCGACCGGCAAUCAAGCAUGCCCAUUGAUGAAUCUGCUUCUUUCAUGGAGCAGAGCCGCCGCGGCCACAACUCCGCCGGUGCUUCCGCCGCCGGCGAAGAGAAUAACUACUACGGCAAUGGUGCCGGAGUAGAGAAGAUGGGUAUGAGCGACACGAGGUUCUUGGAGAACGGGAAGUAUUACUACGAUGUGAAGACUGAAAAGUACGCGAGACAUCCAUUGGAGAAUGCAGGAAUUGACCUUGCAUCUCUGAAGAACAGCGUCCGGCCGAAUCAAUUCGUGGACACUGCCCAGUUCCAGGACAAUGAAAAUCAGCCUUGAUGAUGAUGGGAUUUUCUUUACGUUUAGUGUUUCUUUUUCUUCAAUUUCACAAAAAACGUGCAACCCAAACAUUCAAUUAAAGUAAAAAGAUGAGCCCAGGCGAGGCCAUCAUGUUGUCUUAUUAAUCAUUUUCCAGUGUCAUUUAUCUAAUAUCGUACGGAGUAUUUGUUUAACGGGUUUGUUGUUUUCGGUGCUAUGCAAGUAUGGAACAACUAGCUUUUAGUGGAGCUAUGUUUGAAUAACCAUUUGAUCUCAAAAGUAAUUGAAAUUUGAUCAAUUAAGACAAUUAA